AUGUCCAGCAUCGCUCAUAGAAGGCGCAUCUACCCGGUAGCAGAGCUCGACCAGAUCAGUGAUCCGGGUGCCGAUCCUGGCACUGGUCAACCGUUUGCGUCAUGCCCAGCCACAUCGGUCCUGGACGUGGAUGACUGCGUCCAAUCGUCCCAGCGGGCAUUCCAGGCCUAUCGCUACACGAACCCAAGAGAACGAGCCAAAUGGCUCCUCGCAUGGCACAACCUCAUUAUAGGUGCGAAGGAAGACAUUGCCAAGAUCGUGGUCUAUGAGACUGGAAAGCCGAUGGCCGAGGCAUUGCUUGAAGUAGACUAUGGACUCAGCUUCGUCUGGUGGUUCAUUGGCGAGGCCGAGAGGAUCCGUGGCAGUACAGCAAUACCAGCAGUAUCAAACCGGCGGACUUUUGUCAUCAAACAACCAAUUGGGGUCUGUGUCGCGCUCGUGCCUUGGAACUUUCCAGUCGCAAUGAUAUUGAGAAAAGUAACGGCUGCAUUAGCCGCCGGAUGCACCAUGAUAGUCAAACCAUCUCCAGAAACACCACUCAGUGUCUUGGCUCUUGCUGACCUGGCACAUCGAGCAGGGUUCCCCAGUGGGGUGCUCAACGUGUUAACCACGGACAUGGCGAACACACCUGCGCUCAGCGAGAGUCUAUGUAAGCAUCCGCUGGUGCGCAAGGUAACAUUCACCGGCAGUACGACUGUGGGUCGACUCAUUGCGCGUCAUUGCAGCGAGGGCUUGAAGAAGCUGACAUUGGAGCUGGGAGGAAAUUGCCCAUUCAUCGUGUUCGACGAUGCCGACCUACAGGCAGCGCUAGAUGCUUUGAAGAUCUUGAAGUGGAGAACUUGUGGCCAGGCCUGCACACACGCAAAUCGAGUCUUUGUCCAAAGAGGCGUCUUUAGCAAGUUUGAAAAGAUGCUCGUUGAGGCGACCAAGCAGAUACGGGUUGGCCACGGCAGCGCAGCUGGAACUACAAUGGGCGCGCUGACGACCCCCCGAGCCGUGGAUAAACUGAUGCUCCACGUCACUGAUGCCGAGAAUAAUGGAGCCCGAGUCCUCCUCGGUGGGAAGCAGCCAGAAGGUUUGCAAGGCUUCUUCUUUGAGCCGACCAUAUUGUCAGACAUGACGCCGAAGAUGCUGUCGUAUAGAGAGGAGAUAUUUGGACCUCUGCUGGCAUUAUAUGCCUUCGAUACCGAGGAGGAGGCAGUCCGGCUUGCAAAUGAUACAAGUAUGGGCCUGGCCUCUUACUUCUUCACCAAGGAUGUGGAUCGCACUUGGCGAUUACUUGAAGACCUCGAUGCUGGAAUGAUCGGAAUGAACUCAGGUAAUAGCUCGUGCGCCGAAUCGCCGUUCGGGGGAAUUAAAGAGUCUGGAUAUGGAAAGGAAGCAGGAAAGGACGUCGCCAUCGAAGAAUACUUGAUUGCCAAAACAGGAACCCUGACUCUUCAUUCGGGUGCCAAGAUAUAG
This is a messenger RNA of Exophiala oligosperma, 1461 nucleotides long. RefSeq lists its product as uncharacterized. The record is from RefSeq and is a predicted model, not a curated record. Bases 1 to 1461 code for a protein of 486 amino acids. NCBI's taxonomy places the organism in Eukaryota, Fungi, Ascomycota, Eurotiomycetes, Chaetothyriales, Herpotrichiellaceae. The transcript has 3 exons. Gene Ontology annotation, molecular function: succinate-semialdehyde dehydrogenase (NAD+) activity.